AUGGCAAUCGGAAACGACCCUCUCCAUGUCAGCGACAUUAUGGCGGAUGCCCUGAGCCACUUGAAUCGGGUUGUGGAGCAUCUGCGAGGCGAGGGUGAAAAUGAAGCAGCGAAUGGCAUUGCACGGGACGUCCACUCCAUGCUUGACACGUUCAAUCAGACCACGGCUCCUUGGUCUAUUGAGAAAUUCCGCAUGAACUCUAUCCCUGUCGCCAAAGCUCAACUCCUCCCUCAAAAUGGCAACGCAGGUUGUCCUGCUGCAAGAUCCAAUACUUCAUCCACUUGGGCAGCGGUUGCUGCAACCGACAUCCCAAGCAACAAUCGUUUGGUCAAGUUUGGACCGUCUGACGGAUUAAAGCGACACAUCACCGAGCAAGCCUCGAACCAGGGUCAAUGCGGUCCAUCGCGGGAGGAGGACUUCCGCUGCAUCUGGAUCUAUGGCUGGUCCAAAGAUAAGCCCUUGAGCAUGGUGACGGAACGGAUUAGCACUGGUGCCAUCUUUUCCAUGGCAUACGUGGAGCAAUAUGAGGCCGUCUGUGUCAUCUUCCAGUACGCCGGUGCCGCCAUGGUUUUCAUGAACGAGGAAGUCGAAGCCGUUCAUGACUAUGGCUGUGGCUUGUUUGGAAAAGGCCAUGAGGUCAAGUAUGGCGAGGCCUAUCCCGAGAACGAGGACCUUGCUCGAAUGCAACCUCCGACCAACGAGCGUCGUCGCUUGACCUUUGCUCGUCAACAACUCUUCACCAACGGCUUGACUGAAGACAGAUUCAGGAGGGACUUGGUUGAACUUGUCGGUCGACAUAAUGUCGAGUUGGUAUGGUUGUUUAACACUGGUAAUGCUACUGCGGUCUUUUCGUCUACCGUCAUUGCCCGCAUUGUCCGAGAGGAGUUUCUUCGUCGAUCGAGGAGGCCAGGACCCUACCAAGAGGUCCAGGUUGGAUUCUCUCAUGACCCUUGCGAACGGCCCAUGAACUUGAUCACCCAAAUUCCUUAUCCCGGAACAGGUCCCCGAGAUCGCAGUAACAGUGGGAAGUCUGGAUCAAGUGGCCGUUCUUACAACCCGAAUAUUGCAAAAUUUGUUCCAGGUGUUGGUACCCGUGCCAGGAAAGGGACCGACUCGGAUGGCUGGCAGACUGUCCAACGCCGUCGCUAA
Fonsecaea monophora is the source of this 1149-nucleotide messenger RNA. RefSeq lists its product as hypothetical. The record is from RefSeq and is a predicted model, not a curated record. Bases 1 to 1149 code for a protein of 382 amino acids. Lineage: Eukaryota; Fungi; Ascomycota; Eurotiomycetes; Chaetothyriales; Herpotrichiellaceae. The transcript has 3 exons.